AUGUAUUUGUGUACAUGUGGGGUCUUACUUGUGCUGCUGCGGUCCUCUUCAGUCGUUGCCAGGUGCGGCCAGACUGCGGCGACGUCACCUGUUUCAGCCCGUCACCUUGGUGAGGAAGAUUCGCAUGCAAAUAGCAAUCGGCCAGCCUCGGUAAGCGUUCCACCGUCUGCGGGUCACAUCGUGGAUACAGAGAUUGGUUUAAAGAAACUCCUAGACUGGGAACGCCUGCAACAGACGAUAUACGACAUUAGCUCUCUCAGUGAUCUAUCAAAUGGCGUCGAAAGUGCAGCACUGUAUGGGGUUCUACAAGACAAGCUACAACGACUACGAGAGCGACUGGCAGACGGCUUCCAGGGAUCCCACAGCUCUGCAAGCGCUAUUUUGCCAGUCCAGCAGAUCCUGUGUAAAGAACAGCCAAACGCCUCCGGAUGUAGUGGUGAGAUCAGCAGCGGAAUGCAUGACACGCUGGUACGUCAGGCGUCAAGUGCGUCCUUCACCGAGCGUGUUGCCGACCGUGCCGCCUCUGAUGGGCUUUUAAAAAUUCCGUAUGAUGGAUUGGUAACUCCAUUACCUGUUCAAAUUCAAGAGCAGAUACAAAAGAACCUUGAGAUCGAGCAGGUUAUCUUAGAACACAAAUUGCUUUUGCAGCAGCUGGCCUUAAACAAGCAAAUUGAGGAGUUUCGUAGGGACAUAGCCUUUGAAGAAUGGCUGGAUUUCUGGAAUCAGCUGGGACCCCAGGUGUAUGACCAGCCAGUACCCGAAGACACUGCAGACGAUACUGAGGCAUCAGAAUUGCUCGAGAGGCUUGCUUCUCGGUACCCACAACUCUUCGAAGAUCAAGCGUUUGCGCCCCUACCGAUUCAGAAACCCCCAUCUACCAUAUCCCAGACUAAGCCGCUGUCUACAGAGGUGGUAACACAGACUGAGGGUUUUAGGGGAUCACAGGAAGAUAGACGCUCCAAACUCGGUUCUCCUGUCACGGCUCAAACACAUCAAGAGCCUUCACCACCAGCGUUACAUAGUACAGAAUAUAGCGACGCUCAGAGGCCUUCGGUGCCUGUUAAGUACUCCGAAUCUCGGCAAGGAGUUCCAGACACGUUGGCGAAGAAAUUGAUCGUCACGCCAUCUACAGAUAUAUCCGCUGUCAACCAGGCACAUAAUAUAAAACGGUCUGCGCAAGGACCUGCGACCAGACCAGAGGCGGGAUCGCCCAGAGGGCAAUUUGAACCCCAGCCGCCCUCAUCGGCUCCCUUCCAUCCAACCCCAGUUCAUACAUCUGGAACAAUCCAAGACAUCUCGAUCAAGGUGCGUGCACCCACGGAGGGGAAGAAUAUGAAAAUGUUGUUCGAUUCGCAGCUUGGAUGGUUCUGGCAAGAAUUACUGCAAAGCGUUGGGUGGGUAGCGACCUCUCUAGCACAAGUGGCAUUUCCGACAUUACCAGCACGAUGGUUGUUUGGUGGUCCUCUGCAGGCUAUGGAGUACACAGACAAGAAGAUACCGCCUGCCCCUCUGAUGUCAAGUCUCCGCGGCGGACUUCCAGGUUCAAGGGCAGCAACCGAUGAACACCUUGCUGACGACAGGCUCGACCAGAAGAGCCUGAUGAUGCCACCUGCCGGUGCUGGAACAGUUGGACUGUUAGACAAUUCCAUUUUCGGGCGGCACUACACAAGUUCUUCCGAAGAGAGGGAAAAUAAUGAUAGACAAGAGAGUUCCAAAACUGGGCCGCUCUUGAAUCUUUUUAAAGCGUUACGGGACGUGUUGGCUGUCAACUGA
Neospora caninum is the source of this 1773-nucleotide messenger RNA. RefSeq lists its product as hypothetical. Lineage: Eukaryota; Apicomplexa; Conoidasida; Eucoccidiorida; Sarcocystidae. The record is from RefSeq and is a predicted model, not a curated record. The transcript has a single exon. The coding region runs from base 1 to 1773 and encodes 590 amino acids.